Molecule: messenger RNA, 1985 nt
Organism: Papilio machaon (common yellow swallowtail)
Lineage: Eukaryota; Metazoa; Arthropoda; Insecta; Lepidoptera; Papilionidae
Gene: grp
Product: serine/threonine-protein kinase Chk1
Exons: 10
Coding region: 132-1985 (617 amino acids)
Biological process (GO): intracellular signal transduction; protein phosphorylation
Cellular component (GO): nucleus
Molecular function (GO): protein serine/threonine kinase activity; ATP binding
Source: RefSeq, a predicted model, not a curated record
GCCUUGAAAUUGCCGAUUGAGCUCAAUGGAAUGAUGGCGCGGUCGGGUUGGUCUGCGAUUGGUGAACGAAUUGUGGAAGGAAGGGAAAAGGAAAAUGGCUAAAUGGUGCAGAUGUCGUUGAAAGGAGAACGAUGGCGACCUGCGGAGAAUUCGUCGAGGGAUGGUUGGUGGCGCAAGUUCUCGGGGAAGGCUCUUACGGAGAGGUGCGGCUGCUGGUGCACGCGCGCUCCGGCGCCUGCGUGGCGCUGAAGGCGGUGCGGAGCGGCGCGGGGGGCGCGGCGGGCGCGGGGGGCGCGGCGGGCGCGGGGGGCGCGGCGGGCGCGGGGGGCGCGGCGGGCGCGCGCGAGGCGGCGCUGCACCGCGUGCUGCGUCACCCGCACGUGCUGCGCUGCAUGGGCGAGCGUCUCUACGCGGACAAACACUACCUGUUCCUCGAGUACGCGCAGGGCGGCGAGCUCUUCGACCGCAUCGAGCCGGACGCGGGCAUGGCGCCGGCGGCGGCGCGGCGCUACUGGCGACAGCUGCUGGCCGGUCUCCGCUACCUGCACUCGCGCGGCGUCGCGCACCGCGACAUCAAGCCGGAGAACCUGCUGCUCGACGCACACGACAACCUCAAGAUCUCCGACUUCGGCAUGGCCACCGUGUUCAGACAGGGCGCCCGGGAGCGGCUGCUGAGCAGCGUGUGCGGCACGGUGCCGUACGCGGCGCCCGAGGUGCUGGCGGCGGCGCGCCGGCCUUACCGCGCCCCGCCCGCCGACGUCUGGUCCGCGGCCGUCGUGCUGCACGCCAUGCUGCUCGGAGAACUACCCUGGGAACGUGCCUGCGAGUCGGAGCCGCGCUACGCCGCGUGGUGCCGGAGUGAGGGCGCGGGGGGCGCGAGGCUGGGCGCCGAGGCGCGCGCGCUGCUCCGCCUGGCGCUGAGCCCGCAGCCGGCCGCGCGGCCCUCACUGUCGCGCCUGCUGCUGCACCACUGGACCAGCGACGCGCCGGACGCGUCUCGCCACCACACCGAGAUGCCUCGUGCCUCAGCACGGCGCGGCGCGACAAGACGCGACACGACACGACACGACACGACACGGCGCGACGUCAGCGAGAGCGGCGACUCGGUACUUUGGCGAUUUAGCUCCAUGACGUGUGCCAGUGCUCAUAAAGCUAGAUUACCAAAGCACCGCGUCGUGCGCAGACACGCGGCCGCAGGGAAGCUGAGCGAGGCGGGCGCGGGGGGCGGGCGGCGCGAGUGGUGCUCGCAGCCGGUGGGCGCGGGGGGCGCGGUGGGUGCGGGGGGCGCGUGGGACGUGGCGCCCGCCGAGGCGGACGUGCGCGCGCUGCUCAGCCUCUCGCAGCCGGCGCACCCCGACGAGCUGCUGGUGUCGCCGGCCGGCGCCGCGGGCGACCUCACUCAGCACACCCCGCGCCAGGUGACGCGACACUGCCGCCUCUUUAUUUAUUUCUCUGCUUUGAAUGGCGUGCUGCAACGUCUCGUGCGGCGCAUGACGCGCGUGUGGGUGAGCUGCGACGAGGAGCGCGCGCUGGAGGAGCUGCGCGCUGCGCUGGCGGCGCGCGGCCACCGCUGGCGGGAGCUGCACUCGCGCCUGCUGGCCGUCGAGUGCGGCGGCGAUCUGCGCAUGCGCGUGUGGGCGGUGCGCGCGGCGCCGGCGGGGGGCGCGGGGGGUGCGGGGGGCGCGGGCGAGGCGCGCGUCAUGCUGGAGUUCCGGCGGUCGCGCGGCUGCGGGCUGCAGUUCAAGCGCUGCUUCCUCGAGCUGCGCGCCGCGCUGCACGCGCUGGCCGCGCCGCCGCCCGCGCACGCGCUCCACCUGCCUCUGGACGCGCCGCUCGAGCCGCUCCAGCCUCACCAGCCUCACCAGCCUCACCAGCCUCACCAGCCUCACCAGCCUCACCAGCCUCACCAGCCUCACCAGCCUCACCAGCCUCACCAGCCUCACCAGUCUCACCAGCCUCACCACGAUGCCAUGGAUGAGACGUGA